AUGGGUGAGUCCGUGCCCAAAGAAAUUACCUCAGUGCCCGUGCUUCUCAAAGUCAAGAUGAAGCUCCUCUCUCGCUCGGUGGCCCUGCUGUUCACCAGCACUCUAUUUCUGCCAACUCAAUGCAUGACAUCUUCGGGUCGUGCUGGACAUGGGCUCAUCGGCUAUGGCAUCAAUAUGUACUUCCAUUACUGCUGCACCGCAUGCCGCAAUGUUUUGUCUGCGAGCCAGCUCAAUUGCUCGAAAAUCGCGGAGAUGGAAGGCAUGGGCGGAAUGGACAUGAGCGGGGAUGGCGACUUCACGACCAUGCCUGAGUGCUAUGCCACCGAUGAUGCGUUCCUUCAGUCGCUUGCACUCUGUAUCAGCCAACGCUGUCCCCAAGACCCGGACUAA
Molecule: messenger RNA, 390 nt
Organism: Fonsecaea multimorphosa CBS 102226
Lineage: Eukaryota; Fungi; Ascomycota; Eurotiomycetes; Chaetothyriales; Herpotrichiellaceae
Exons: 1
Coding region: 1-390 (129 amino acids)
Source: RefSeq, a predicted model, not a curated record